AAAAGUGACCUCGUCCACAUCAAAAUGGCGGCGCCCAUGCGACAUUUUCGGUGACUCCUUUCGCAGACGUUGGUGGUAACAAAAGGACAACACCAAGUCUUCUGAUUGUGCAAUGCUUGCUGGGGUAUUUCGUAGUAUUGCAUCAGGUUUAAAACAUACAAGAAUCCGGCCACAAACACUACAACAUUACCUAGCACUACAGAGUCUUCAUACUAACAGAACCAUGAAGCUCGAUAAACCAGAAUUCAAAAACCUCUUCACCCCCGAGCUAAAUCGUCUGUCGGAGCUCUUUGCUAAGUACGAGUACGAGUUACGUAUCGCUGGCGGGGCUGUACGCGAUAUCCUCAUGGGGAAACAACCCCAAGAUCUGGACUUCGCGACGACAGCAACGCCAGAGGAGAUGAAGGUAAUGUUUGAGAAGGAGGGCGUACGCAUGCUGAACACGAGAGGCGAGGAACACGGUACGAUCACCGCGCGGAUAAACAACAAGGAGAAUUUUGAGGUGACGACGUUGAGAGUUGACGUGGUGACGGACGGACGGCAUGCGGAGGUGGAGUUCACCACGGACUGGAAAAUCGACGCUGAGAGACGAGAUCUCACCAUCAACUCCAUGUUCUUAGGAUUGGAUGGAACCCUUUAUGACUACUUUGAUGGUUGGACAGACCUACAGAACAGACGGGUGGCUUUUGUAGGAGAUGCUACAAAAAGGAUUCAGGAGGACUACCUCAGGAUCCUACGAUACUUCAGGUUUUAUGGCAGGAUUGCUGAGAUGCCCAAUCAGCACGAAGAUUCCACCCUGGAGGCUAUACGAGAGAACGCAGGGGGACUGGGAGGUAUCUCUGGUGAGCGGAUCUGGACGGAACUGAAGAAGAUUGUAGUGGGUAACCACGCUGCACCCAUCAUGAGAUGUAUGUACAACCUUGGUCUACCAAAGUACAUUGGUCUCCCACUGGAAGGUAACCUGGAUGAGUUUGACCAAGUCUACGCCCGAGCGCGAGACCUCCAGCCCCGCCCCAUGACCAUGGUGGCAGCACUGCUGGAACAGCCUGGUCAGAUGGACGACAUCAUCACCAGACUCAAGAUCUCCAUAGAGGAGAGGAAAACAGGUCUGCUGGUCAUGCAGCUACGGAGGGAGGGGGAGCAGCAAACAGAACAGCUACUCAAGCACUACCAAGGCAUUGUUCUUAAGACCCCAGGGACGGAACAGAAGCAGAUGUCAGACCGAGUGUGCGAGGUUCUGAAGUACCAAGGUGACGCUUCACUCCUCUCAGAGCUCCAGACCUGGACCAUCCCCAGAUUCCCCGUCACAGGGAAACACCUGAUGGAGAAGGGCAUCUUCUUUGGUGCGGAGGUCGGGUGGGUCAAGGACAAGUUGGUCGCUCUGUGGAUCGAAAGCGACUGCUCGCUAACUUUUGAAGAACUGAUGGCCAGAGUUGAUGAUCUUAGGAAAGAGGUUCCAAAAGAGAUCCAAGAAAAAGCAGCGAAGAAAAAGACAAGAUUUGCAAAGAAGAUGAAGACUGACAAAUAAACAUGUAUUGUGUACAUGUCUUAUUUUUUCAACUAUCCCCUUAAAUGAAAUGAAAUUUCCUCUGUCAAGGUUGGGCUAAAAUGUAAGGAGACAAACUUGUGUUCUUGUCAGCUUAUAGCCCGAUGCAUUAUCUUGAAAUCUGUGGUUAAUUUUGUAGUUUUACAUUAUACACUGGUUGUGUAGCUUUUUCUUUUUUGGAAAUUUCUUUGUAGAUAUUACGUACCAACUGUACAUGUUUAUUACAUAUAUGUUGGAAGAAAAAUCUUAGUAUCAGUAGUUACAUGUUUGUUAACACUAAUUGUCCACUUUUAUUACAAGGUGGAUUUUUCUCAAUGAGAUCUUUUUCCAGGAGAGCACAUGACAAGUACACAUAAUACUUUCAGUGGAAUGGAAAGUAAAUCCAAGGCAAACUUACCCUGGUUACCAGUGUAGACUGGGGUUGGUCUGCACUGUAAGCCUCCAUCCCUGCCCGCCAUCUAAGUCUACCCAGGGAUUUUAACCUUACCUUGGUUACUAGUCUAUCCUGGGGGUUGUAUCCAGAACCAUGCUCUGGCACGUAUCUGUAUCUGUAUAGCCGGUAUAUAACCGCCCUUCGGC
Molecule: messenger RNA, 2125 nt
Organism: Branchiostoma belcheri (Belcher's lancelet)
Lineage: Eukaryota; Metazoa; Chordata; Leptocardii; Amphioxiformes; Branchiostomatidae
Product: CCA tRNA nucleotidyltransferase 1, mitochondrial-like
Exons: 6
Coding region: 113-1528 (471 amino acids)
Biological process (GO): RNA processing
Molecular function (GO): RNA binding; nucleotidyltransferase activity
Source: RefSeq, a predicted model, not a curated record